Messenger RNA from Branchiostoma belcheri (Belcher's lancelet), 2640 nucleotides. RefSeq names its product myb-like protein X. The coding region runs from base 1 to 2640 and encodes 879 amino acids. The transcript is spliced from 2 exons. The record is from RefSeq and is a predicted model, not a curated record. Lineage: Eukaryota; Metazoa; Chordata; Leptocardii; Amphioxiformes; Branchiostomatidae.
AUGGGGGACGAGAUAAAUGAUAACGUCACUGAAGACAAAAACGAAGACAGUUUAAAGAAGGAUGCGGAUGGAAACGAAAAUACCGAAGACGGUAUAGAUGAAGAAAACCAGGGUCAGGAAACUCACACAGAACUAGAUGACAACGCACAGGAAUCUCAACAAAUAGAAAACGAGCAAACAGAUGAUGUCUCUCAAAACAAAGACAUGGAGGCAGAGGAAAAACAACCUGGAAACGAAGAUAGCAAAGACGAAAACGUUCCAGACCAGGGAGCCGAAACAGAACUAUCAGACACACCACAAGAAUUUCAGACAAAAGAAGACGAGCAGACAGUAGAGGAUGAGAAAGAUGGUAGUGUCUUACAAGAUAAAGAAAGAGAGGAGGAAACUGAAAAGGAAGGCAUUGUGAUAGAAGGGGAUAGCAAAGACAAAGAUGACCAAGUCCAAGAAGUUGAUACUGAGCCAAAUGAAGACGGAAAAACGGAUGACAAAGAGGAAGAAAGUCAGAAGGAUACAGAUGGAGACGUGGGUAGUACAGACGAUGCCCAAGACGACGUUCAAGAUCAAGGACCUCCUACAGAGCAAAAUGACGACACGACGCAAAACUCUCAACCUACAGCGGAAGAGAAGAAUGAUGGCGUCUCUGAAGACAAAGGAAAAGAAGAGGGAAUUGUGAACAAGGAUGCAACUGAAAUUGAGGACAGUAAACAGCCUGAGGGUAUCAAUGAUGAUGUUCAAGACCAAGAAGCACUUACAGAGCCAACCGACAUAACACAAGAAACUAAGCAAGUAGAGGAAGAGAAAGAUGAUAGUGACUUACAAGGUAAAGACACUGAAACAGAGGAGGAAAGUGAGAAGAAAGACAUGGAGACGGAAGAGGAUAGCAAAGACAAAGAAGUCCAAGAACUUCAUACUGAGCCAAAUGAAGUCGACAAAACGGAUGUAGUCUCCCCAGACAAAGAGGAAGAAAGUGAGAAAGAUACAGAUGGAUUAGAAGACAUUAAAGAUGUCAACGGUGAAGGUAUUCAAGACCAAGAAAGUCUACCAGAGCCAAGUGCCACAGCACAGCAGUCAACAGACAUGGAAAGCGUGGACAGCAAAGACCGUGUAGAAGAAAAAGACCUUGGAGAUCACAUGGAGCAAAAUGACUCAACACAAGAACAGCAUUCGACGGAAGAUGAGCAGUCUAUGAGCAGUCUGUAUCUCAAGUGGAAGACAAAGAGGAGAAAAAGCAAACAGGACGAUACAUACGGAGAUGAGGGUAGUAAAGACGGACAAGAAGAAGAAAAGUCCGAACAUCAAGGAACAGCAGAGACAAACGAAGAAGACGGUGGUACCAACGUUGGCAAAGUCGAUGUUGAAGAAGAAUCAAAGGACGCAGGCCUAGCGGAGAAUAACAACACCGCAGGCUCAGACAUAAAAGUAGACGUGUCCGAGCAGGAAGGUACAAAUGUUGUGGAGAACGAUGUAGUUGGUGAGAACCGGGAAGAAGAUACAGAAGAGACACAGACAAAUAAAGAUGAAGAUACUAGUAGUCAGGAAGAGAACAGUGUAAUUGACAGGGAAACUGACGAAGAGAAGAAGGUAUCACAUGACGAAGCUGAUGAUGGGCUAACCCAGGAUGGCGAAGUGAACGUAGAACCUGAUGUACCCAACAAUGACAGUACAAAAGAUGAAGACGGGGAGGGGCGCGGCGAGGAUACGUCAGAUAAGAAUCAACUUGCUGUGGAAGAAAAUAACUCCACCAAGGGUGGCACAAGUGACCUGAACAAAGUACAAACCGACGACAACGAAGAGAGAGCCGUAGAAAGCACGGAAGAGAGAGAAGAUCACGAAGUCAUUGAGGAAGACCAGGAGUCAUCAGAUGAAGAACAACAGACUGAGGUGUUUGACGAAGAGAUGCGGAACAUAAUUGAUAAAACCAAACAGGCCAGCCCACAUGAAUCUGAAAAGAACCCUGUGGUCAAAGUACAAAAUCCUCGGGAAAUGGAGGAUGAAAUAGAGUAUGAAAAACUGGCACAGGAGGAAAAAUAUGUAGCUAUGCUGGAGAAGGAGAGGGAUAGUCUGAUAGCCAUCAUCGAGCGAUACGAGGGCGAAAAGAAGGCCAAAGCGUUCAAGAGAGGUUUUGCGAAGUCAAAAUAUGGGAUGGCCAUCACUGCACACAAAGUGCACGCCAGGAACACAUCAGUUGAAAUGAAGAAAAAAUAUCUCCAUGACGCAGCAGCUACAAAUGAAGCGGAGCUAGAAUUGGCCUUAGUUGAAAUGGCGAAAACAGAGUUGGAGGAAGACAUUUUGAAGAAGGACAAGAAGAUAUCGGAGCUGAUAGAUAUGAUAGGCACAGACGCUGGCACGCAGAAUGAGUCAGACAGCUGGGCGGUGGAACUGUUGGAGAUCGAGUUAGUCGCCGCAAAUCGUGAGAAGCAGCUCAUCGCCGAACAGAUUGCAGAAGCAGAUGAGCAGAGCAAGCGGAAGGAUGAGGAACUAGCGACACUGCGAGGUCGCCUGCAGGAGCUGGCAACCGUGCUUCAUGACAAGGAGAGAGAGAACAGGGAGGCGACGCUGAAGCUGUGGGGUGCCCUGUGUGAGUACAGGGCAGCCAUGUCUGCUGUGGAAAUCACGAAAAGCAAAAGCGGUCCCUUUUGA